This is a messenger RNA of Chondrus crispus (carragheen), 1227 nucleotides long. RefSeq lists its product as hypothetical. Bases 1 to 1227 code for a protein of 408 amino acids. The record is from RefSeq and is a predicted model, not a curated record. The transcript has a single exon. Lineage: Eukaryota; Rhodophyta; Florideophyceae; Gigartinales; Gigartinaceae.
AUGUGUGGCACUUGCUGUACGCACGCCAAUGUCCUGAAGGAAUUCCCUUGCACCCAUCCAUCAUCCAAACUCUACCACAUCGGUGUCUUCACCCUUUACCCCGAUGGCGUCCUUUUUCCCGGGGAGCGCGCUACCCUGGACAUCUUUCUCGCCUCCGCUCUCCGCCUAAUCUCUGCUCUUCAAACAACAGGCCUUCCCCUGCACCCCACCCCACCCUCCUGGCUCCAAGCCCCCACUAUCCCUAUCACUGACGCCUUCGCCAUUGUCUCUGACCCCAUCGCCCCGGUCGGCGCCAUCGCCGUCUUCGACCCGGACCUAACUACAGGCUCCUCCACAACGCACUAUCCCACAUUCACCCGGGUCCGCAUCCGCAUCGCCGGCCGCUUCUCCCGCGCCGCUCCCAUCCACCACCACGCCCCCUUUCCCUGUGCCCAAGUCCGCCUCAUUUGCGACUCUCACCUGCCCAGCUUGCGGGUCCCGCUCAGCGAGGACUUUCCUUACUUGAACCCCGCCCCGGCUGCGCGCAAGAGGGCCGCCAGCCGCCCUAUCAAGACCCGCGCCGCCGCCGCUGGUCUUGCUGCUGUGCGAUACGUACACAGGCGAAGGACCUCCGCCUUCAUGGGCGGGCUCGAUUACGCUCAGUGGCGCGCCUGCACCCCGCAAGUGCUCGCACACCGCGCCAGAACCCUCGCCAUGUACUCGCGCCUCGAUAUUGAUGGCAGCUUGAUCGAAUGGCGCCCAUGUCACGAGGCCUGUCCCGGUGUUUGGUCGUUCUGGCUGUGUGCUGCGCUGCCCGCAGAUACGGUAGAACGUGUUUUGCAUGAGCUGUUAGGGACGUCCUGUUUGGUCACGAGGUUGCGGUGGUUGAUUGAGUUGUUCAAGAGCCGACCGAGGAAACGGUCGAGGGCGCAGCUGGAGGAGGAUAAACCAUAUCAACCGAGUUCUAGUCGGAAAAGGACUCGCAAAUCAGUCAGGCAAGCUUUGGGGGAGGAACAACUGUUGCAGGUGAAAGCGCUGACAAAUGCAAAGGGGAAGAAGGCCGCUAUGGCUUCAUUAUUAGAUGGGCUUCGGGCUCGACCCUGGCCGUCAUCGCCGGCGAAGGGUUUUCAGCGGGUGGACCUCUCCUCUCCGGUCAAAGGAAGAUUCCGAAUAACACUGCCAUCCAUGAGUGAUACGACUCGAGUGAAAUUAAAUAGUCCUAGUAAAGAAGGUACAACAGAAAGAUAG